Phycodurus eques (leafy seadragon) is the source of this 2704-nucleotide messenger RNA. It is a transcript of the gene smim18, whose product is annotated as small integral membrane protein 18. The record is from RefSeq and is a predicted model, not a curated record. Lineage: Eukaryota; Metazoa; Chordata; Actinopteri; Syngnathiformes; Syngnathidae. Bases 238 to 573 code for a protein of 111 amino acids. The transcript has 2 exons.
GGCCCGCUAACAAAUGGCUCGGAGACGGAGCGGGGGGAAAAGAGCCAAUGACUGAGAGGAGAGCAUUCUCAGCCAUGAGGCUCUGCAAGGAGUGGCGGCCGGCGGUGCAUGAGAGUGCUGACGAGGAGUGAACGCAGAGGCUGGCAGGCAGCGGAGGAGAGGAAAUAGGUGGGGCAGCAAAAGGAAGCGAGAGCAUCUGUUGACUUGCGUCCUCUCAAGACCAGACGAGCAGGAAUCAUGUCCAACAUCACAACAACAGACACCAACAGUCUGGCCUGGCACUCCGAGGCCGUUCCUCUCUCCCAUGUUUCCCUGCAGCCGCAGGAGGUCUACCCUUUCCACGAUGGCUGGAACGUGGCCUGCUUCAUCAUCCUGCUGCUGUUCAUCCUCACCGUGCUGUCUCUGGCGGCCUUGGCUGUACUCUACGAGCUCCUGGACUGUGGCUGCUGCGCCAAAGAAAAAACGCAGCAGCAACAAGAACAACAACAACUCCAGGAGGAGGGGUCAGGCAACUGCAGCAAGCUGAUGACCAGCAUUUGCAAUGAACCGGAAUUGCACACGGAGGUGGUAUAAAAGCGACACAGAGAGGGAAAAGCAGGAAUUGCGGGACCAGAGCAGGAAGGCAACGCUAACCACUUCGGGAGUAGACCUUCAAAAACUGCCAAACAGUUGAGGUUGUUCAGGAACCAGUCAAGAUGAAUUAACUGGACAAUAAAAACAUAGAGGAAGAUGAAUUCCUUUCACACACAUUCACAUGCCACAAAAGCCUGAUCCUGAAAUCCCAAUUAUGGAGAGUAACCUAGGAGGACAGUACCAAAUUAGCAUAGAUCAUUUUACUCUUGCGACUAUGUGAGUCCCAGCAUGCACAUGUCUGGAAACAACAAGUCCCUGCAACUUAUCAUCACAGAGUACACAUACAGUAAUCCUCCGCUAUACGACGGUUGUUGCUUCGCGGUCCCGCCGUAUUGCAGAUUUUUAUUUGUACAGUAUUUUUAUGUUAUUCAUUGCUCUUGCGCUCUCAAUAUAUUAUGUUUCAGCCUGCCAUCAUAGCAAACAUUUUACGACGAUAUAUUUUCCCAAAAACUAUCAAGAUAAACGAUCGUAUCAUUGUUUUUUUUUUUUUUUAAUGUCACUUAUAGACCAUAACAAUUCAAAUACAUCCUGUUUAAGAACAGUUAACUUUUAAUUUUAAAGAACAUUGGCAUUGUAAUGCAGAACAAUAUCUUAGAUAAAUACAAAAUAAAUAAACCAGACUGAGGCUCUGUUCGCAAAAACUGCACUUAAACAAAUGUUAAACAUUUGGCACAUAGGUAUAGAGUCAUUAGAAGAGGCCCAAAAAAUGUCUUAAGGCCUGCCAAAUUUGAAUGAAUUAAAAAAACACCAUGUACGUGAACGCAUUUGGGCUUUGUCACCUUUUUUAAAUCAGAUGCCAUACAUUUUAAAUCAGUUAUUUUUGUCGUCUUUAUUUUUUAUUUAUUGUAUGAAUAUUGUGUUAUGUACUGUAUAAUUUCUGCUGUCUCUUGGCUUUUGAACAAAAUUUUCUCUCUCAAUAAGCAUUUUCCUGGUUAAAUAAAGGCGAAACAAAAAUGUAAAAUAAGCCCCGUCCUCAAGCUGCUGGACUGCGAUGUGAGACCUUCACCUGUCAGUCAAAUGAUGCUGAAAAAGAGUUUGCUGAAGUCAACUACUGUGUUGAUAACGUGUCGUUGUGGUUAUGAUUUAUAAACAGUUAACUGUCCCCGUGUGUGUGUGUGUUAUGUGGGGAACACAUGCACACACACACACAUAUUGACACAAUUCGCAUCUUUUGGGCUCUAAACACAUACCACCACAAUAGAUUUGAAAUGAAAUGACCAAGAUGUGUAUUGAUGUCCGAAUCAGGUAAACGGUGGAGGAAUUACAAGUUACCAAAAGUAAUGGGACAAAUUAACAAUCAAAUCAAACAUUCACAAUUUAAUACAUGGUUGCAAAUCCUUUGCAGUCAAUUACAGCCUGAGGUCUGGAACGCACAGAUAUCACGAGACACUGGAUUUCUUUCCUGAAUCCGGAUCAGCAUGCAAGACAAGACUGAAGGAAAAAUACGCCACGAACAAGCAGGAACUGAAGACAGUUGCAGUAGAGGCCUGGCAGAGCAUCACGGCGGACGAAAUCCAGUGUUUGGUGAUGCGUUCCAGACUGAGUCCUACACCGUUCACCUGAUUUGGAUGUAGAUACCCCCAAAUUAAAGCUGAAAGCCUUCAGUUAAAGCACAUCUUGUUCGUUUCAUUUCAAAUCCCUUGUGGUGCCGUUUAAACCCAAAAAGAUGACAAUUGUCGAUGGCGCAAUAUUAAGGGACCUGACUGUAAUAUAAUCAAAUACUCUCAUUUGUUUAAUUUUGUAUGACAAAUGGACUGCGUAAAUUGUCAGAUUUUUAUGGACAACUGUGGAUAAUAAUAUCUAGGCUUUAAACGAUCAGGAUUUUUGGGGCCGAUCAGCGAGUUGAAAAAAAACGAUAACCGAUCACAAGAUGGAGGAAUGUGUUUAUUUAAAUGGCCUGUUCAUUUACUGUAUAAACUUGAGUACUUAAUUGCUCCAAAAUUUAUAUUUACAAUAAAUAAUAAAAAUGACAGACAGAACAAAUGAUAAAUGGUCUUCUAUUAGAUGGCAGGAAGUAAAUACAGUAAUUAAUGCAUCCACUUUUUGUGACAUUUUUGUUUGUUGGUGUGCC